AUGUCAACUGAACAGACUACGCCGCCCACCAUCCGCGAGGCCGGCGCUCCCUUCGCCGAUAUAGACGCAGAUAUCAUCUUGCGCUCGAGCGACAGCGUCGAUUUCCGGGUCCACCGACUAUUCCUGUCCAAAGUGUCCCCUAUCUUCGCGGACAUGUUCGCAUUGCCACCCGGAGGUACGGAUGCGAUCAAUGGGGAUGAAGAAAGGAGUGGUAUCCGCGUCGUCAAGAUGCCCGAGGAUGAGAAGUCCCUACGGAUACUGCUGGGAUACUGUUAUCUCGCGUUAGAACCCGUCGCGCUCAAUUCCCUCGAUGACGCCGAGCGCGCUUUGGUAGCCUCGGACAAGUACCAGCUGACUCGUGGACACCUUUUUGCGAUGGAGAAGCUGAAGGGGUUUGCGAAGCAGGACCCCGAGCGCGUAUAUGCUUUGGGAUGGCGACUACGUGCAGUAGAGGUGGUGCGGAUAGGGGCUUUGGAGUCGCUCGUCAAACCGUACACCGUCGAGCUACCAAGUAGGCAGAAGGCUGGAGACUUGCCAUCUUCCGCUUUACUGGAACUUCUUACCUAUCAGCGCGCGUGCAUCGAAGCGGCGUUAGGUGUGAUGGACAUGCAUUGGCUUGAACCUCAUACCAUCCAGAUAAAAUCCGGUGAAUUUGCCGGAAGGAAGCCUCUGGGAAAUAUCGUUCAAGGAUUCCAACAAUCCCAUCUUGUGCAGGAAAAGUGUGAGCCUAAUGGUGGUAUGUGUCGUGCGGCGCAGGAAGCCGAGUCAAGACGCUGGAGGACGGACAAUGGAAGGAACUUGCACGUGUACCCUUCCCUCUAUCGAUGCUUCGACAUCAUCAAAACGGCGCUGAAGACACACCCACGCGGCAUUGCCAUCGACCACGAAGCACUCGUUCAGACAGCCGCAUUGACAGCCUUCAGCACUCCGAGAAGCGCCGCAUGCGAGGACUGCUCGAAGUACCAGGUCGCGACCGUGGCCGCUUUCACGAGAGUGAUCGCACAACAAGUCGAAAAGGCUUUGGCCGAGGUCCCUCUGGAAACGCCGUUCUGGUGCAGGAGACUUCCAGCCCUUCGGUGGAUUGCUCUCCCUCAACCCAUCAUCGCGGACUGGCGCUUCUUGAUACUGGGGCUUAUCAACAUGCCAACUGAUGAAUCUAUGCCACCUUCCAUUCGCGAGGCCGGCGCUCCCUUCGACGCUGGAGACGCAGACAUCAUCCUGCGGUCCAGCGACAACGUGGACUUCCGCGCCCAUAGACUGUUCCUCUCGAAAGCAUCCCCCUUCUUCGCGGACAUGCUCUCCUUGCCACCGGGCCCCACCGUCGACGAAGAGAAGGAUGGCAUCCGCGUCGUCAACAUGUCUGAGGACGAAGAGUCGCUCCGUAUCCUAGUCGGAUACUGUUAUCUUGCGCUGCAACCCGUAGUUCUCGACACACUCGAAGACGCCGAACGUGCCCUGCGAGUCGCGGACAAGUUUCAGCUUGAGCGCGCACGGACCAGAGCGGUGAACAAGUUGAGGGUGUUCGCGAAGCAAGAGCCUGAACGCGUGUAUGCCUUCGGAUGGAGGCUGCGUUCUCGGGACGUCGUCUUGGCCGGCGCUUUAGCAUCGCUCGCGAAGCCUUAUACCGUUGCGCUUCCAACGUUACAGGGCGCCGAGGACCUGCCGUCCACGAUCUUAUUCAAACUAUUAGCCUAUCAAAAGGCGUGCAUCGACGCAGCACAGAGUGUGUUCGAUCUAUCUUGGCUUGGCCUAGUUCAGCUCCGGAUUGAGAGUGUGGAAGCGGCUCGGGAGUAUCCCUUUGUGCGGCGCGCUCUCCCCGACUCGACCGGCCAUACGAUUGAUCAGUUAAACUGCAUGAAUCGGAGACGUGGCCUCUAUCUCCUCCGCGGUAGCGCAGUGUUUGGACGAAGCCCGUUCGGCUCUGAAGCUCCACCCGCGGGGAGAGGCUGUUAA
Messenger RNA from Peniophora sp. CBMAI 1063, 1953 nucleotides. The record is from the annotation of a GenBank genome assembly. Lineage: Eukaryota; Fungi; Basidiomycota; Agaricomycetes; Russulales; Peniophoraceae.